UAUUGCAAUCGGAUUGGAUUAAUUUACUAACAAAUGACUAAAAGAUUGAGAUAGAAGUUAUUUACUUACGAGCUCAUAAAUGCUCAAUCUAAACAUUAUUAAACCUACUUCUAAUGUGUUGUUUUAUGUAAUCUUUUUGUAAAAGAUGUUGGUAUCCCCGAAUUUAUUCAGUUUUUACUUUACAAUUACACUGUUAGUUAUUUUGAUUGUAUUUAUUCUUAAAUACUUUAUCAAAAUAUACCGAAGAGAUCCACGUUUGGUACAAUUUGCUGAAACAAUACCGGGUCCUCCAGAAUCUUCUAUAUUCGGUAGUUUCGCAGAUUUCGUCUAUGGAGAAGAUUCUCUCAAAAAAGCUGCGAGAUAUUUCGAAAAAUAUGGACACAUAUAUAAAUUGUGGUUUGGUAAACAUCUCGUCGUUGGGUUAUCAAAACUGGAAGAUUUAGAAGUGGUUUUUAUGUGUUCCAAAAUGCUAGGGAAACCAGAAAUGUUCGCACCUUUUCACGAUUUUUGGGGUGAUGGAUUAUUUACAGCUUCUGAUCAUCAAUCUAUGAUCAUAGAGACCGUCGUUGAUAUAUGGAAAAAGAAUAGAAAAAAACUAACAUCUGCUUUUGGAAACAACCGAUUCGAGAGAUACACAGCUCCCAUAAAUGAGAAAACUUCAAAUGCUAUUGAAAUUAUUAGGAAUCAAGUCGAUGGUCCGGAAUUUAAUAUUUGGAAUCACUUAUCUUUUUUAUCCUUUGAUAUCAUUUCAAAAUUAAUGUUGAAUGUUGAGCUCAGUUGGGGACAUCCUUUAUCAACUCAAUUUCAUCAGAGUAUGGCAAAAGGAUUACAGAUAAGCUAUGAAAGAAUGUGUAUACCUUGGUUUCAUGUGAAAUUUAUAAGUGAUUUCUAUUAUAAGAAACAGAUAACGGAUAUCAAAACGAAAAUAUUACAAUUUUCUAAAAAGAUAUUGGAUGAUAAAAUGAGUUACAUUACUAACGAAAUUUUACUGCAUAAAGAAAACCCAGAUAAAAUACCAGCUGAUGAAAUUCCACCUAAGUCUUUCUUAACAAGUGCUUAUGAAUUGCUCAAUGAAGGAUAUGAUGAACAUGUCGUACACGAUGAAAUAAUCAAUAUUAUUUCUGGGGGAACUAAUACUACUGCAAGUAUGCUAGGUUUCUUUUUAUUGGCUGUAGCUAUCCAUCAAGAUGUACAGGUUAAAAUAUACGACGAACUUUACGAAAUAUUUGGCGACAGUGAUCGGGACGCAGAAUUUGAGGAUAUUAAGCGACUGCCAUAUUUUGAUCAGGUAUUGAAAGAGGCAUUAAGGAGAUUCCCAUUAGUUCCAUUUGUAUUGAGAGGAGUGCAAGAAGAUUGCAAAAUAGGAGAUCGUGUAUUUCCAGCAGGAACCACCAUUAUGGUUUCUAUAGGGGCGGUUCAUUUCAAUCCCCAGUUUUACCCAGAUCCAUGGAAAUUCAAUCCUGAUAAUUUUAGUCCCGCAGCUGUACAGAACCGACCUAAACUCGCAUACAUUCCAUUCAGUGUUGGUGCUAGAAAUUGUAUAGGUCAAAAUUACGCUAUUUUUGAAUUGAAACUAAUACUAUCAACAUUACUGCGGAAAUUCAGUUUCCACACGACCAUGACAAUGAAUGAUAUAAAGCUGAAUACAGGAUUUGUCAUAGAUGUUCUCAAUGGAUAUAACUUGUCAUUAAAAACUCGUGUUAGGAAACCGUCUUAUUUUUAAUUAAAUUAUCAAUAACAGUGUAAAGAUAAACUGUAAUUUUUCUAAAUACUCAAUAAUCCUUACUCCAACAGAAGUAAUGAUUAAGUAGGUACAUACAAUAUUUUUACAUUGUAACCUCAUAAGAACACAAUAUUUGCGUGAAAAAUUGCAACAAAAAUAAAAGUUGAAAAAAAAGGUAGUUUGUUAUGAGAAAUCGGCAAACUGCAACCAGGUUUUCUUUCUGUUCACUUACCAUGGCAGUUUUGCUCCACUCAAUACCAACAUUUAGAUAAUGUAUGUAAUAAAAUUCUUCAAAAUAAAAAUUUUUAUCUCACGAA
Planococcus citri (citrus mealybug) is the source of this 2040-nucleotide messenger RNA. Its product is annotated as cytochrome P450 4C1-like. Lineage: Eukaryota; Metazoa; Arthropoda; Insecta; Hemiptera; Pseudococcidae. Gene Ontology annotation, molecular function: heme binding; monooxygenase activity; oxidoreductase activity, acting on paired donors, with incorporation or reduction of molecular oxygen. The transcript has 13 exons. Bases 146 to 1723 code for a protein of 525 amino acids. The record is from RefSeq and is a predicted model, not a curated record.